CAAGCAAAGUAGAAGUUCAUGUUAGCAUUGUCCUUCAGAUGUGUACCUGACGACCUUGAAACCUGUACAUGAUUUAUUCAUGCAUAAGGUUUUCUCAACGGAUUCGUCCGAUAUUACGGAAUUUUAAAUCAUCUGCUUCUGGCAAUGUCAAUUACUCACGAAAAAACUCACAAUUUCGGACACCGGUAUCCACCGACACGGUGCUUAAACCUGGAUUAAGAUUGGCUCUGAAGUGCGGAGUUUUCACUGUCAUAUCUACUAAUGCAAUUUUUCUGGGAUCACUUAUUUUGGGCUUCGAGGCUUGGCAAGCUCGUUAUUCCAAAGCAAAAAGUGAUUACGCCAUUAGAAAUUUCAUUUCUACGGUUCGUGAUUACAUAGAAAAGAUUUUAGGCAGACCUCUACAAGCUUUUGAUGUUUACUGGGCUAUCGUAGUUUGCAAUGUCCUGGUCUUUCUUGCUCUUAACAGUCAAUUUUCUUCUACUCUUCUACCUUAUUUCUGCAGCAGUCCAUAUGGGUCCACUCCUGUAUUAUCACUGGUGCUUAGUUUAUUUUCGCACAAAAGUCUAUUCCAUUUGGGUAUCAAUAUGUAUGUUUUGCACAGUUUCGCAUCAUCAGUUAUGUCGCUUAUCGGUGUUGAGGAUUUUUUCAGUGUUUUUAUUGCUGGUGGAAUCUUCUCAGGUUAUGUCAGUUUGAUGAAUAAAUUAGUACGGAGAUCUUCAUUUCCAUCAUUAGGUGCCAGUGGAGGUAUAUGCGCUAUUAUUGGUGCAUUUUCUAUGCUUCAGCCAAAUGCUAGGUUAUGUGUACCGUUUAUUGUUGACUUUAUACCUCAUUCAUUUCAAGCGAGCAGUGCAGUUUGGAUUAUUCUUAGCAUUGAAAUAUUUGGGCUUAUAUUCUUGAGUCGUCGUAGUGCAUUAGAUCACGCUGCACAUGCUGGUGGUUUGAUCUUUGGCAUACACUACUAUGUGCCCCCAAAUGCCCUGGUAUGGCCGAGGGUGCGGUGGGCCCGCCCUCCCUCUCGAAAUGCUCUCACACGGCCACGCGUAUACAGCUUCUGCUAGGGAAGUCUUACUCGUGGCGGGGGUGUUGUCUACGAAAUUGAGAGGACGAAAAUCGAAUAUCCGGCGCUUUAACCGCAUUCCAAACCAAAUCAAUGGUGCAUAUGAGCUCCAGUAUCCUGCGGGAAAAAAUGGCGUAUGAACCAAUCGUUGGUCACCGGCUACCAUGGGACUGCAUCUCCUUACGAUGCUCCACUGCCUUGUGGGUUAGACCUUUAGGUCGAAGGCACGGGGUAUGGACCCCUAAUAAAACCGCCUGCUUCGAUUCGGGCACCUGGGCAGUUUCACAGCCCUCACACAAAUCCAAUGAUUUAUGUGGCGCAUACGUAUUUGGUGCCUCCUUGUACCAAUGUUUAUGUGUUUAAAUAAAUAGAUAAUAAAUAAUACAUCUAGAAAAUUCUUAAUGC
Molecule: messenger RNA, 1462 nt
Organism: Schistosoma intercalatum
Lineage: Eukaryota; Metazoa; Platyhelminthes; Trematoda; Strigeidida; Schistosomatidae
Source: the annotation of a GenBank genome assembly